This is a messenger RNA of Mesoplodon densirostris (Blainville's beaked whale), 4149 nucleotides long. RefSeq names its product enhancer of polycomb homolog 1 (gene EPC1). Gene Ontology annotation, cellular component: piccolo histone acetyltransferase complex. The coding region runs from base 334 to 2862 and encodes 842 amino acids. The transcript is spliced from 15 exons. Lineage: Eukaryota; Metazoa; Chordata; Mammalia; Artiodactyla; Ziphiidae. Gene Ontology annotation, biological process: regulation of transcription by RNA polymerase II. The record is from RefSeq and is a predicted model, not a curated record.
GCGCCCGGCCUCGAGCCCGCGCCCCCCCCCCGCGUGCCCGCGCCGCUGCGCGAUGCAGUGUGGGGAAUGGCUGGGGUUGGCUGAAGAGCGCACAGUGGAGUUUUAAUGUCCGCCAUGUUGGCCAUGGCGUAUUGAGGAGAGCGAGCGAGAGAGGAGCGGAGCGGCUCGGCCUCCCACCUCCCGGCGGCUCUGAGUGCCCGGACGGCGGGCUCCGCGCUCCGCCCCUCCAGUCCCCGGCAGCGGCGGGCGAGUGGGGACCGAACCCCCGGUUCUCCAUGAUCCCGCUGGCCGGGGCCGUUUCCCCAGAGCGGAGAGGUAUCUGCUGCGCCUGAGAUGAGUAAACUGUCGUUUCGGGCGCGGGCGCUAGACGCCUCGAAGCCGCUGCCGGUUUUCCGCUGUGAGGAUCUGCCCGACCUGCACGAAUACGCCUCGAUAAACCGGGCCGUGCCGCAGAUGCCCACCGGAAUGGAGAAGGAAGAGGAGUCGGAACACCAUCUUCAGCGGGCUAUCUCGGCACAGCAGGUGUAUGGCGAGAAGAGGGACAACAUGGUCAUUCCAGUCCCAGAGGCAGAAAGCAACAUCGCUUACUAUGAGUCCAUUUACCCCGGGGAGUUCAGGAUGCCAAAGCAGCUCAUUCACAUACAGCCUUUUAGUUUGGAUGCUGAGCAACCCGAUUAUGAUUUGGAUUCUGAAGAUGAAGUAUUUGUGAAUAAACUGAAGAAGAAAAUGGACAUCUGCCCACUGCAAUUUGAGGAGAUGAUUGACCGUCUAGAAAAAGGCAGUGGUCAGCAGCCAGUCAGUCUGCAGGAAGCCAAACUACUGCUAAAAGAAGACGAUGAAUUAAUUAGAGAAGUUUAUGAAUACUGGAUUAAAAAGAGAAAAAACUGUCGAGGGCCAUCUCUUAUCCCAUCAGUAAAACAAGAGAAGCGAGAUGGUUCCAGCACAAAUGAUCCUUAUGUGGCUUUUAGAAGACGUACUGAAAAAAUGCAGACUCGAAAAAAUCGCAAAAAUGAUGAAGCCUCUUAUGAAAAAAUGCUUAAGCUGCGUCGAGAUCUAAGUCGGGCUGUUACUAUUCUAGAGAUGAUAAAAAGAAGAGAAAAGAGUAAAAGGGAGCUAUUGCACUUAACACUGGAAAUUAUGGAAAAGAGGUAUAGUCUGGGUGACUACAGUGGCGAGAUCGUGUCUGAGGUCAUGGCGCAGAGACAGCCCAUGAAGCCUGCUUACUCCAUCCCCGUUGUCCCCCUCACCAACAGCGGCCAGUUCAAACACCAGGAAGCCAUGGAUGUGAAGGAGUUUAAAGCUCAUAAGCAAGAUAAGGCCGAUCUUAUCCGACCUAAACGUAAAUAUGAAAAGAAGCCCAAAGUCUUACCGUCGUCUGCUGCUGCCGCUCCUCAACAGGCCAGCCCCGCCGCGCUGCCGGUCUUCAACGCUAAAGACCUGAACCAGUAUGACUUUCCCAGCUCGGAUGAAGAGCCUCUCUCCCAGGUUCUGUCUGGCUCUUCGGAAGCUGAGGAAGAGAAUGACCCCGAUGGUCCUUUUGCUUUCCGUAGGAAGGCAGGCUGUCAGUACUAUGCUCCUCACUUAGACCAAACUGGCAACUGGCCUUGGACUAGUCCUAGCGACGGAGGAUUAGGGGAUGUGCGAUACCGCUACUGCUUGACCACCCUGACCGUGCCCCAGAGGUGUAUUGGAUUUGCGCGAAGACGGGUUGGGCGCGGUGGAAGGGUCUUACUGGACAGAGCUCACUCGGACUAUGACAGCAUGUUUCGCCAUCUGGAUUUGGAAAUGCUUUCCUCACCACAACAUUCUCCAGUCAAUCAGAUUGCCAAUACCUCAGAAACAAAUACCUCGGACAAAUCUUUCUCUAAAGACCUCAGUCAGAUACUAGUCAAUAUCAAAUCAUGUAGAUGGCGGCAUUUUAGGCCUCGGACACCAUCCCUACGUGACAGUGACAGUGAUGGAGUCUCCUGUAGGAAAUGGUAUCGGAGUGUAAGUCGAACAGGAGCAGCACAACCCGGGACCCAGACAUGCAGCACCUCUGUGCAGAGUAAAAGCGGCAGUGGCUCAGCGCACUUCGCAUUUACAGCCGAACAAUACCAGCAACAUCAGCAGCAGCUGGCACUCAUGCAGAAACAGCAGCUUGCACAAAUUCAGCAACAGCAAGCAAGUAGUAAUUCCUCCACCACCACGUCACAGAGCCUUGCAUCUAACCAGCAGAAAAGUGGCUUUCACCUGAAUCUACAUCAUAGCCAUUCUAAACAGGGUUUAGAAAGAAUGUUACAGGGUUUUGUUUCCAAGACUUUGGAUUCUGCUAGUGCUCAAUUUGCUGCUUCUGCUUUGGUGACAUCAGAACAACUGAUGGGAUUCAAGAUGAAGGAGGAUGUGGUGCUUGGAAUCGGGGUGAAUGGCGUCCUUCCAGCCUCAGGAGUAUACAAGGGCUUACACCUCAGUAGUACUGCACCCCCGGCACUUGUCCACACGAGUCCGUCGACGGCAGGGCCAGCUUUGCUACAGCCUGCGAACGUGACGCAGACGGCGGGUUCCCACAGUGCGCCGAGUCACCCAGUGACUGCUGCCAGUUCUGCAACAACUCAGGUUCUGAUUGGGAACAACAUCCGAUUAACUGUACCUUCAUCAGUCGCCACUGUAAACUCUCUCGCCCCCAUAAACGCACGACACAUACCUAGGACUUUAAGUGCUGUCCCGUCGUCUGCCUUAAAGCUGGCUGCCGCAGCAAACUGUCAAGUUUCCAAGGUCCCGUCUUCAUCCUCUGUAGAUGCAGUUCCACGGGAAAACCAUGAAUCAGAAAAGCCAGCACUAAACAACAUAGCAGACAAUACAGUAGCGAUGGAGGUGACGUAGCUUCCUCAGGAGUGGAGCCGCAGCCUGGGGACUUGAUUAGGUGCUAUGCAUCAGUAGCAUUUUGAAUGCAAGGGAUGAUGGAAUGCAGCACAUGCGUUUCUGUGGCAGCUGUGGGGACUUGACAGCCAUGCUCAUCUCUCAUGCUUCCAUUUUUCUUUUCUUACUGUUAAUAGGGAAGAAAAUCAACAUCUGUAAAUUAAGAAUACAGCAAUUAUCUGUACAGUACUGCAUAUUUGUAAUACCCUUGUAUAUAUGUUACUUGAAUACAGAGAUGUUCAUUUGUGAUGCUUUGCACUUGGGGGUGGGGGGGAGGGAAAUAAAUUGCAACAAAGAGUGUGAGAUGUGAGAGUGUGUAGAGAUGAGGUGUCAUCACAUCAUGUGCAUGGUGCAGAACCUGCUGUUUUAUCUAUUUAUUGUGCCGUGUUUACAGUUUUGUACACUGUACCUUCAUUGGUUCCUGUGCUGUAGUAAAUGUGUUAGGUAGCUGUGGACUCCUUGGUAUUUUGUAAAUGGUAUAACAUAACUUGGUUCCCCUCUGGGUCCCUGAGUUUUCUGUGUAUCGUGAAAAAAAAUGGUGACAUACAUACAGAAUUUUACAAAAAAAAAAAAAGGCAUCAGUUUUUUAAAAAUGGGGAAUGUACUGUUAAAUGGGGAUCUUCCUGGUCUACUACCAUUAGGACAAGUAACGAGCUAAAAAUGAAGUCUCUUGAAUCUUCCCAUCCCCACCUGCCCACAGAGCUGUGGGUAGUUUCUGGUACUUAAAGCACUAAUGUUAUGUUGCUGCUCUGCAAACAGCCCAGUAGUCCCAUUUCCUUCCACACCAGAAAGUGUUAAAUCAAGUAUGCAAAUGGAGUCCUUACAACUGGAGUUUAUGUUGUCUUGCCCUUUUUUUAGCACAAGAAAAAAAUUGUACUUUUUUAUUGUCGAAUUGUUUCAAAGACUUCAUUCUUUACUUGUUCUUACAAAAAGGAUAUAAGGGAGAAGAAUGCAGUAAUUGCUGUACGUGUAUCAUCAUUCCAGUUUCUAAAAACAGCCAGCCAGCUUUUUUCCUUCUAAGAUUCUCCAGAAGGCUGCGAGGCCAGAACCACAAAUACCGGGUGCCUUCCUUUGGAAAUAUGUGACCCCUCUUCUGUGAAGAGAAUGGUACUUAACAGACUACUGCUAGUGCUUUGUCAGUACCGAAGUCUGAAUGCCCAGCCCAAUGGCAUACAUUAUCCUUAAGGUUUUUAAUCCCACCUGGAAAAAUGGUGAUAGAAUUCUCACAAAAUAAACCCAGGGCAUUACAUG